CCUUGUUGAUUUGCUGAGGAGCGCACAGCAUCGGUAUGGUGUGAUUUUGCGCACAGAUUUUGACCCGACGGACUUAAUUUUGAAAUUGAAAUACACAUUGUAAAUAGUUAUACGCUGUGUAAUCGUGACAUUUCCUGGACAAACACAGAUAAAUGUCAGUUGAUUUUCAGCCUCGCAGGACUUGCUCCCUCCCAUUUUCAGCACUUCUGCUUUUCACUGAGGCGCAAUCGUGCGCUUUUACGCACGGCUCCAAAAAGUGUGUGUCGGAGAGCAGAGAGCCAUGCAGGUCUGAAGUGUGUGAGGGUCUCUCAGCUGAAGCUGCCUCCCUCCCUGGAAGAUGGUCCUGCUGCUCGGUCUGCUUUUAACCCUCUGUGGAGCCCCGAGUCUGUGUCUGGAGGAAGACACAUCCUUUGUCUUGGAUGGAGACAUCCGUCACUUGGCCGUGGACAGUAACACGGUUUACAUCGCCACUGAAGAGAAACUGUACCAGCUGAACCACGACCUGACCCCGGUCCACAGUCUGACCCUGAGAGGAGUCCUGAAUCCGGACACGGAGGACUUCUACAGAGUUCCUGCUGCCGCUGACUGGAACGCAACUUUCAGGGUCAAUGUUUUAUUACCGUUUGAGAAGAAUCAGUCUGUGAUCAGCUGCGGUGUGAUCGAUGGAGCGUGUGGAUACUGUGAGAUUCUGGACCUGAACAACAUCUCCAACAUUCUGCACAAGGAAAACUUCCAGGUGGGACCAGCCAAACGCAGCAGCGCGUCCGUCGCUUUUCUGGUGACCCUGAAGAAAAACCAGCCUCGCAGUGACUCUUAUAUUCUGACUGCGAUACAACAGGACGGGUCUGGAGAGGAGAAAUGUCCCUCUGAUUCCAGAACCGUAAACCUUCAUAACACCGAUGAUGCUUCCUCCGGGGGGAUAUUUUCUCUAAAUGGGGCAUCUGGCAAACCCACCAUCACGAACCCACCGUUGACGAACUUGGAGUUCGUGGACGGAUUUCAGAUCGACUCGACCAUAUAUUUGCUUGCCAAUGUGCCAUCAGGCGCUAAAAACAACCGAAUCCGUCUGUUUUGGUUCGAAGACAAGUUAAAUAAAGAGGAGACUCUGAAGUCUCUGAGGGGAGCGACUCUCUCUGAUGGUGGCAGCAGACUGCUGGCCUCCUCGGUCGUCCCGGGUGGUCUGCAGAUGCUGUGGAGCGGCGUGUUCAGUGUGGAUGGAGGACAAACCAACACCCAGCUGCUGCUGUUUGACAUCAGUCCUGAUCUCUCAGGAGAGCCCGAUACAGAUCCAGUUUUAUCCUUCAACGUCAAACCGACAAGGGAGCCAAAGAUUCUGCAUCCGAUGGAAGUUCUCCUCAGACAGAGCAACAUGACCUCUGUUCUGGCAGUGAGGCAGAACGGCUGGAUGGUUUUCUUCAUCGGGACUGGAGACGGGCAGCUCAUCAAGCUUGCUGUGGACAGGAACUAUCACACCACCUGUCCCAGAGUGCUCUAUAAGUCCAACGAAGACCGCCGAGUGUUUUCCGGAAUGCAGCUGGAUCCAGUGGAUCAUAAACAUGUGUAUGUGCCAUUUCAAAAUGAGAUGAAGCGUGUGGCUGUAGCAAAGUGCAGCACACACACAAAUGUCCAGGAGUGGUGGACUGCUCAGGAUCCAUACUGUGUGUGGUGUGUCUCCAAAGGAAGCUGCACCUUUGAAGAUGACUGUGAGGACUCCCACUGGCUGUCCAUUCCUGAUGUCUUCCAGCAGAAACUGAUUUCCCACAAAGUUGUUGAAGACGGGACUGGACAGCUCACUCUGAACAUCCAGACUCAUGUGAAUGUGAGCAAAGAGACGCGGUUCGCCUGUCAGUUCUCCACAACUUCUGGGGAGCUUUGUAGCCGGGAUGGCCUUCCUCCACAGUUCCCACAAUGCACCUGCAUCCUUUCUAAGCAGACCGUUCCUCCUGAAGGCCUGCUGGUCACUGUAAAGAUGGUGCUUGGCUCAACAAGUCUGACCGAGAAACUGCAGUUAAUGAACUGUUCUGAUAUGAGUGGACCACCAACCCGAGUCUUGUGUCAGCAGUGUAUCAAAGCCGGCUGUGAAUGGAGCAACAACGGCUGUUCCUGGGCUAAUGAACAACUGUUAAAUGACAGUGUGUGUCAAACGCUGCAGUCUGAGCUGAACUUUCCUAAGCCUGAGAUCUCCUCCAUCAGCCCCAGCAUUGUGUCUUUCUAUGGAAGAAACCACGCAGUGUUGUCAGGUGGUAACCUCAGCAGUGUGACCGGAGUGAGGAUGCAGGCAGACCUGGACUGUACGCCACAGGAGUCUCCUGUCUGGAACAACAGCGGCUCCAGUUUGACCUUCCACAUUCCCAUAGCAAACAGUAAAACGACAGUGAAAGCCUGCGUUCUCCUCCCAGACGGCAGUUGCCACGGUGACGCGAGCAUCACCUACCAGUCUUCACCUUCCUGUCGAGACAUUUCACCGAGGAACUCCUGGAUCAGUGGGGGGAGGAAGAUCACAGUCAGUGGAUCUCACCUGGAGUUUGUGGAGGGGGUCAUUCACAGCCUAGUCCCUCAGGAAGUCCAACCUCCGACUGACAGGAACCAUCAGUUGCAGAUUCUCACCUUCGAGUCACCUGCAGCUACAAAUCCCUCUGGAGUUUCCAACAGUUCUGUUCUGUUGAAAGUCGCCAAUGAAACCUUGAUCUGCUCCACAAACCUGAUCUACCAUCCAGACCCAGAGUUCACCAGCUUCACAUCCACACAGAGGGGUGACGACGUCCAGAUCACCAUACAGAGAAAAGCAGACAAACUGGAGAUAACACCAGCGGAGUUGUCAGUAUGGGGGGAGCAGGAGGAGAAACGAUACCCCUGCAUCAUGGAAGACAAAGACCCCGGUGAAGAGUUAAACUUUUACUCGUGUGAGAUUCAAAGACCACCCAGCGCACAGUUCCAGACGUUAAAGAUCAAAUAUGGAUAUAAGACAGUGGAACUGGAGGACAACUCUCGAUUCAAGAUGUUGUUCAUGCUGCUCGCCCUUCUGCUAAUUCCCUGCAUCUUUGUUGUAGUGGUGAUCGUCACCCGACGCCAGCAGAAGAAGCUGCACGCCCAGAUGAACAGGUUCAUGGAGGACCUGGAGCUCGACAUCAGGAAUGACAUCAGACAAGGCUUUGUGGAUCUGCAGACGGAGAAAGCCGAUCUCAUGGAGAACGCUGGAGCGAUCCCCUUCCUGGACUACAAGCACUUUGCGUCCAGAAUUUUCUUCCCAGAGAGUGAGGCUCUGAUGGCGCUGUGUGUCAAAGACAUCGGGCAGGACGUGGAGAAGGUCCAGCUGGACGAGUGCUGUCAGGGUUUGUCCAGGCUCAUCCAGGACCAGGUCUUCCUCACGUCCAUGGUGCACGCUCUGGAGGAGCAGAAGAGCUUCUCCAUCAAGGACAAAUGCACGCUGGCGUCCCUGCUCACCGUGGCGCUUCACGGGAACCUGUCGUACCUGACGCAGGUGAUGGAGGCUCUCCUGAAGGACCUGAUGCAGCAGAGCAGCAACGCUCAGCCCAAGCUGCUGCUGCGACGCACCGAGUCCACCGUGGAGAAGCUGCUGACCAACUGGAUGUCCAUCUGCCUCUACGGCUUCCUCCGGGAGAGCGUCGGCCAGCACCUGUUCCUGAUGGUCAGCGCUCUCACGCAGCAGAUCGCCAAAGGCCCGGUGGACUGCGUCACGGAGAAGGCUCUGUACACGCUGAGCGAGGACUGGCUGCUGUGGCAGGCUCCAGAGUUCAGCACAGUGAAGCUGAAGGUGCUAUUCGCCGUGGGCACCGACGGCGAGGUGAGCGAGCCGCUGGAGGUGGAGGCCCUCAGCUGCGACACGGUGGAGCAGGUCAAGGAGAAGAUCCUGGCCACCUUCAGGGCCAAGUUCGGGUUCCCGUACAACACGCCGCUGAAGGACGCCCGCAUCGAGUACGAAAGGGACGGCUUGUUUCUUCCUCUGGAGGAAGUGGAUGCGAGUUCUGAGGUUAUCGGCGAGGUUACCAUGCUGAACACGCUGAGGCACUACAAGGUGGAUGAUGGGGCUAUUGUCAAAGUGCUCUCUAGGAAAAGUCACCCUCCUCUGAGCCCGCAGGGAAGUGUGAAAGAUGAUGAGAACUUCUCUGGGAAAUACUUCCAUUUGAUUGAUCCUGACGUGGUGGAGGACCAAAGAAAGAACCCGGAGAGGAAGAAGCUGAAGGUGAAGGAAGUGCAUCUCACCAAGCUGCUCUCCACCAAGGUGGCGGUGCACUCGUUCGUGGAGAACCUCUUCAGGUCCAUCUGGGGGACGUCGCAGAGCAAGCCGCCGCACGCCGUCAAGUACUUCUUCAACUUCCUGGACGCUCAGGCGGACAGCAUGAAGAUCAGCGACCCAGACGUUCUGCACAUCUGGAAGACCAACAGUCUGCCGCUGCGCUUCUGGGUCAACAUCCUGAAGAACCCUCAGUUCGUCUUCGACAUGGAGAAGAGUCCGCAUCUGGACGGCUGCCUGUCCGUCAUCGCCCAGGCCUUCAUGGACUCCUUCUCUCUGAGCGACACGCAGCUGGGGAAGCACGCACCGACCAACAAGCUGCUCUACGCCAAGGACAUUCCCAAGUUCAAGCAGGAGGUGAAGGCGUACUACAAGCAGAUCCGGGACCAGUCGCCGGUCACGGAGAGCCAGUUUCAGGAGUUCCUGCGCGAGGAGUCGAAGAAGCACGAGAACGAGUUCAACGAAGCCGCCGCCCUCAGAGAGAUCUACAAAUUCAUCCAGCGCUACUUCGCAGAGAUCAAAGAGAAGCUGGACCAGAACGGCGCUCCUGCGGAGCUGUCCGAACAACUGCAGCAUGUUAAAGACUCUUUUGACGGACUGAAGAGCUGCUCCUGGGACUGAGAUCAGAGACUGAGGGGAUGUUUCCCUGCCGCGCAUGAGGCUGGACUUCCAGGAAAAACAAAGGACGAGUCUGCUGGAGGCGUCUGGUCACCAUCAGUUUUUAAUU
Molecule: messenger RNA, 4982 nt
Organism: Salarias fasciatus (jewelled blenny)
Lineage: Eukaryota; Metazoa; Chordata; Actinopteri; Blenniiformes; Blenniidae
Gene: plxnc1
Product: plexin C1
Exons: 31
Coding region: 338-4876 (1512 amino acids)
Biological process (GO): regulation of GTPase activity; positive regulation of axonogenesis; semaphorin-plexin signaling pathway
Cellular component (GO): semaphorin receptor complex; plasma membrane
Molecular function (GO): semaphorin receptor activity; protein binding
Source: RefSeq, a predicted model, not a curated record